Aedes albopictus (Asian tiger mosquito) is the source of this 1719-nucleotide messenger RNA. RefSeq names its product mRNA cap guanine-N7 methyltransferase (gene Rnmt). Gene Ontology annotation, molecular function: mRNA 5'-cap (guanine-N7-)-methyltransferase activity. The transcript is spliced from 3 exons. Gene Ontology annotation, biological process: 7-methylguanosine mRNA capping. Lineage: Eukaryota; Metazoa; Arthropoda; Insecta; Diptera; Culicidae. The record is from RefSeq and is a predicted model, not a curated record. Bases 109 to 1365 code for a protein of 418 amino acids. Gene Ontology annotation, cellular component: nucleus.
AAAAACUGCAUUUUUGACGUUUCACUUUCAGGUACUUUUCCAGUGGUGUGCGUGGAUCAGCCGAAAAAGUAGUCAGGCCGUUUUAUCGAACGUAGAAACUUGCUAGACAUGUCGGAAACCGAGAAAAGUGAUUUCAUUGAGCAGCACCAGGGCCAUCGUCUUUCGGAGGAAAGUUCGGAUGACGAAGCGGAAAGUGCCACUGCCAGCAACCAGGAGCCAUCGGGGAGUGCGAAACGGAAGGCCGAUUCGGACGGUGACGAGCAGCCCGAGCAUGAAUUGGAACCACAAGCGAAGGUACCAAGGGAUAACAACGCCACCGUGGUGGCUUCCCACUAUAACAAAUUGGAGGAACGAGGUCUGCACGAGAGGUCCAAGUCGAGGAUAUUCUACAUGAGAAAUUUCAACAACUGGAUCAAGAGCAUUCUGAUCAAUCGGUAUCUGAACCGGAUAAAGGAGAAAGCGGCCCUGGGGACUCCGCUCCGGGUGAUGGACAUGUGCUGCGGAAAAGGAGGAGAUUUGCUCAAAUGGAUCAAGGGGAACAUCACGCAUCUGAUCUGCACGGACAUUGCGGAAGUGAGCGUCGAGCAGUGCGAGGCCAGAUACAAGAACAUCACCCAGAAGCCGGACCAGGGUGGCGGAAAGUUGUUCACGGCGGAGUUCUUCGCAGCAGAUGCAACCCUCCAGCGCUUGAGGGAAAAGUACCGGGACCCGUCGAUUGACCUCCACCUGGUCAGCUGCCAGUUCGCCUUCCACUACUGCUUCGAGUCCCUGAAGCAGGCCGAGUUCAUGCUGAAGAACGCCGCCGAAUGCCUGAAAGAGGGCGGCUACUUCAUCGGAACCAUUCCGGAUGCGAACGAGAUCAUGAAGCGGCUGCGAGCGGCCGGUGAGGGAGCCGACAGCUUCGGAAACGACGUCUACCAGAUUACGUUCCUGUGCGACACGGAAACGCCGCCGCUCUUCGGAGCCAAGUACAACUUCCAGCUGGACGGCGUGGUGGAUUGUCCGGAAUUCCUCGUCCACUUCCCCACCCUGGAGAAACUGGCGCUCAAGUUCGGAUUGAAGCUGGUGGAGAAGAAACGGUUCGACGAGUUCUACGAGGAAUCCGUGUCCACCGGGCGGGGACUUCUGGAGAAGAUGCAAGCGCUGGAGACGUUCCCGGGCUUCUCGAGGGACGACCGCGAACGGCAGCAGAACCGGGAAGAGUACCGACACGCACAGCAGUACCUGGACCGGAAGGACGGACGCUACGGCAAAGUGGGAACGCUGUCCAAGUCCGAGUGGGAAGCUAGCACUCUGUACAUGUUCUUCGCUUUCCAGAAGAUGAAAAAAUCCUGGGAUAAGGAUGGAAAGCCAGUUUACUCAUAAAAAUGCUUUCGUAUUGUAAUCUACGAAGAGCUUCUUUUUAGUCUACAAAAUAUUCUGUCGUAUUGUGUUUUUGAAAAUUUUGAUCAUUUUGUGUCUAAUGUAUUGUAUGUAUGCAUACUAAAUGCUGAUGUAGAAGUUAUUUUUACUAACCUUUCUAAAUUGUUAUAUUUCUUGAUGAAAAUCUCAUUUUGGAUAACAUUUUACUACUGAGCUCUUCAGUACAUAAGUAGGCACGUUGAAUUAUUUUACAACUAUUCUUCAAAUUGUAGAGAAGAGUCCAAUCAAUUAUUAUUUUGAUCUUUUCCUAUUCAUAAGAAAAUAAAAGUGCAGUUUGAUUAGUGGUACAGGCUGUGU